Molecule: messenger RNA, 1829 nt
Organism: Diospyros lotus (date-plum)
Lineage: Eukaryota; Viridiplantae; Streptophyta; Magnoliopsida; Ericales; Ebenaceae
Product: NPL4-like protein 1
Exons: 2
Coding region: 208-1443 (411 amino acids)
Biological process (GO): ubiquitin-dependent protein catabolic process
Cellular component (GO): nucleus
Molecular function (GO): ubiquitin binding; ubiquitin protein ligase binding
Source: RefSeq, a predicted model, not a curated record
UCGCAUGUAGCGGCACUGUGUUCUCCCUCGGCUUCUUGCUCAACAAGUGAUUCCAAAACAAUACUUGGACUCUGCAACUGCCUUCCUCUUCCUUUCUUCUUCGAUCCGUAUUCCGUAUCCCUCUGUGUAUAUAUAGAUAGAUAGAUAGAUUUGUUGGGAGGGUGCAAUAAUCUCUGGUUCGCGUUGCUUGAAACAAGGAUAGCGACGAUGAUGAUCAGAAUUCGGAGCAGAGAUGGGCUCGAGCGGGCGACGAUCGACAAUCCGAACAUCACGAUCGCCCAGCUCAAAACCCUAAUUGAAUACCAACUCAGAGUUCCCGUCGCCAACCAAACCCUAUCCACCAAUCAGAACCUCCUCCUCGCCAAAACCCUAGCAGACAUCGCGCGGUUCACCGACAUGUCCAAUCCUCAAACCCCGAUCUCCAGUCUCGGCAUUGCGCACGGCUCGAUCAUCUACCUCUCCUACGAAGGCGAGCGCACCGUCUCAGGCCCCAAUUUCAGCCCCGCGGGCUCGUUUGGCCGGAAGAUGACCAUGGACGAUCUGAUCGCCAAGCAGAUGCGCGUCACCCGCCAGGAAAACCCUCACUGCGAGCUGGCGUCUUUCGACCGCGACGCCGCCAACGCGUUCCAGCACUACGUCAACGACUCGCUUGCCUUCGCCGUGAAGCGCGGCGGGAUUAUGUAUGGGACCGUGUCGCCCGAAGGUAAAGUGGAGGUGGACUUCAUCUACGAGCCGCCGCAGCAGGGGACGGAGGAGAAUUUAGUGCUCUUGCGGGACCCCGAUGAGGAGAAGCUGGUGGAAGCGAUCGCCAUGGGUUUGGGGAUGAGGAAGGUGGGAUUUAUAUUCACACAGACGGUCAGUCAGGCUAAAAAGGACUACACUUUGUCGAAUGCAGAGAUUUUACAGGCGGCCGAGUUGCAGGCGGAGGGCGACUUGAAGGAGUGGGUCACCGCAGUGGUGAAACUGGAGGUGAACGAGGAGGGUGAUGCUGACGUGCACUUUGAGGCGUUUCAGAUGAGUGAUGUGUGUAUUAGGUUGUUUAAAGAAGGGUGGUUCGAGACCGAGGCUGGGGAAGAUGCUGAUCCAAAGUUGUCCAGGAUGAAGAAGGAUGUGGUUGUUGGUGUGAAGGAUACCAAGGAAGUUGAUAAUGACUUCUUCUUGGUGGUAGUUAAGAUAUUCGAUCACCAGGGUCCACUUUCAACAAACUUUCCUAUUGAGAACAGAAUUACAGGAGUGACAAUGAACGCACUGAAGAAUCAUCUGGAGAGAAUGAGGGGUGUUACAUUUGUGAAGCGAAUUUCUGAUUUUCAUCUGCUGCUAUUGCUGGCCAGGUUUUUAGAUGUGAAUGCCGAUGUUCCUGCAUUGGCAGAGUGUGUACAGAUGCAAACGGCUGUGCCAGAAGGUUACCAGCUCCUAAUUGAGUCCUUGGCCAGUGCUUCUUGAUAGCUCUUGCAACGCUGUGUGGAACUGAUAACACUCGUCUAUUCUUUAUGCCUUUUGGAUGGUCUAGACCACGCAUUGAUGCUUGAACUCAAAGAUGACUAGUCCAGUGUUCCUAGUUCCCUCUGGGCUAAUGUGCCUGGCCCCGAAAGCCCCUUGCUUUGACUGUAACAGAUAUCUAAAUACCAUAAUCCCCGUGUGUCUGGAUAUUUAUAUUUUAGAUAAAUUUGAGUGUUUCUAGUACUAUGCCAGUUUAUAAUUUAGGAUGAACAUUUUCUGCUUCAAAUUAAAGUUUGUAUGCUAUACAUGGUUGGGUUGUUGUUUAUUACACUACAGUUUCUAAUGGUAGCAAAUCAAAACCUAUGUGCCAUGCACUGGCAGCUUGGAAA